Molecule: messenger RNA, 1667 nt
Organism: Myzus persicae (green peach aphid)
Lineage: Eukaryota; Metazoa; Arthropoda; Insecta; Hemiptera; Aphididae
Product: cellular tumor antigen p53-like
Exons: 8
Coding region: 359-1549 (396 amino acids)
Biological process (GO): apoptotic process; regulation of transcription by RNA polymerase II
Cellular component (GO): nucleus
Molecular function (GO): RNA polymerase II cis-regulatory region sequence-specific DNA binding; DNA-binding transcription factor activity, RNA polymerase II-specific
Source: RefSeq, a predicted model, not a curated record
UAAAUAAAUACAAAAUAUAUUAUCUAUUCUUUUUUUGUUAUGCUACCCGGUACACAUGUUCCGAUGUUCGUCCAAGUCUCAAGGUGCCCACUGUGCACUGUGCAGUGUACAUUGUUGCUGUGUGCCUGUACUGCAGUAGUGCAGUAUACGCUGCUGUCUAUUCACUAAACGGGUUACAGGUGCAAUCUUCGGUGGAUUACUUACUGGUGCCUGUGAUAAGUUUGUCUUAGUGAGAAUAACUGUAUGGUCAUUCAAUUUUGAAUUAAUUGUGUUAAUUAUAUGAGCACAUCUUCAUAUAAUAUUAUACUGUAGGUGUUCAAAUUUCAACCUGAAUACAAUUUACAUUUACGAUUUAACGAUGGAUGAUACAAAAUUUCUCAGCCUACCAGAAAUGCAGAAUUCUAAUGAAGAAAUGUUUAAUUUUAAUACAUGUAAUGAGAGCUUAACACCACUGUUACAAAAUCAGUCUGAUGGAGUCUUUUUGAAUCCAAAUGAUUUCAAUGAAUACUAUUUUUCAAUGCCGAUGGAGAAUGGAAGGAUUGUGGAUUUGAAUCUUCCGCCAACGCCUGAUGACGACCAAGAAAAUCAUGAAACAUGUACAGCUGGUUCUGUAAAAUCAUCACCAACUGGUAUUAUACCCUGCCAGGAUGAAUUUGGUGGUAGCACUAAUUUUGAAGUGUUGUUGGAUUCCAGUUCCCAGUCAUACCGUCAAAAAUGGAAUUAUUCAGUUACACUGCAAAAACUUUUUAUCGACAUAAAUAAAGUGCUUUUGUUAAAUUUUAAAUGUGAUUAUGACAAGAUUGCCAAUAAUAUGUUAUUAUUUGUACGUGCUAUGCCUAUGUAUAGUUCAGCAGAUUGGUUAAAAGAACCUGUUGAUCGUUGUUUACAACAUUUAUCACCUAUAGAUCAGUUUAACAAAGGUUUUACACAUUUAGAACAUGUAAUACGUUGUGAUAAUGAAAGUACAACCUAUCAUACAGAUCAAGUUAGUAAGCGUAAAAGUGUAGUUACACUUUUAUCUAGACCUGAACAUGGGUCAGAUAGUACCAGAUUAUCCUAUAGAUUUGUAUGCAAGACUUCUUGUAUUAGUGGAAUGCAACGUCGUCCUAUAAUUGUAAUAUUCACAUUAGAAGAUUACACUGGCCAAGUGCUUGGUCGUCGUGUACUUCCAGUAAAAAUUUGUUCUUGUCCUAAAAGAGAUAUGGAUCGCGAAGAAAAGGAUACCCAUUUACAAAAAAACACAGUUUUUCGUCGAAACAAGAAGUGUAUCUCACAAGAAAUACACCAUAACAAUAAUCGCCAUCAUCAUAGUAAUACUGAACCACCACCAGCUAAGAUAAUUAAAUUAGAGUCUUCAACCUCAACAGACAAUAUAACUAAUAACGCAUACAUAUUGCCAUUAAAUUAUACAACCACAACAAAGGAACAUUAUAAAAUAGUAUUGGAAAGUAUAUACUCAGUAAUUACUGGUGUGUCAUCUCUUCACAAUAUCACAGAUACACAACCAUUACUCAAAGACUUAAAAUCUAGGUUGGAUAACCUAAACUGAUUCUGGAGAAUUAUAUUGUAAGCCUUAAACAUUUUUUUAAGGCUUAAUUUUUAUAUAUUUUUAUAAGGACUACAUAAAUUAUAUUUUUUUUUUAAUUUUUGUGAAUUAUCUUACUGUA